Messenger RNA from Symbiodinium natans, 786 nucleotides. The record is from the annotation of a GenBank genome assembly. NCBI's taxonomy places the organism in Eukaryota, Dinophyceae, Suessiales, Symbiodiniaceae.
AUGGCUCUCAUUACAGGUGGCCUGGGAGGGCUUGGCAUGCUUGCGGCGAACGAGCUCGCCAUCUCUGGCAAGGACCACGUGGUGGCGACGUCGAGGAGUGGACGCCCCACCGGCAUGCCACCUGCACUGCAGCAGCUGAUGGCAGCAAUGCAGACAACCUGUCCACAUUACAUGGUGAAGGCUGACGGCUCGGAUGGUGCUGUCAUGCUGGACACUAUACAGGCUUUCUGCCGUCCGGGUCUUCUCGCCGAGUCGGCAGUCACCUUGGGCACCAUCAUCACAGCAACCCGCUCUCAGCUCGAGACCAUGCCUGACGAGCUGGUCAGGCCUUCCCUGGAAACACUGGAGCGUAUCAAGAAGGAGAUCAUUGACACUUCCAAGGAGGCAAGUGAAAAGGUUCAGUUCGGCGCCGAUGUGACCGUGGAAGACGCACAAGAAGUGCGAGAUCGGGAGGACGAGGUGGUUGACCUGAUCUCAAAGCUCAAAACACGGGUGGACGGUGGUGGAACCGGGCCGGCUCAGCUCCGUGCCAUCCAGAAGACUGGCAGCGAGUUGGCCGAGCAGGUGCAGGAGCUGGGGGUCCGGAUCAAGAACAUCACCACUCAAACCACCCUAGCUCUCCCGCAGAGACGCAUGGGCAUCGAGACUAUCGUCCAUGCGGCUGGCGUUCUGCAGGACGGGCUCAUCGUCCCCAACCUGCAGAAGGCUCCCGAUAUGUGGAGCAAGGUGUACGGCGUUAAGGCCCACGGAGCCUGGCAGCUGCACCAGGCGACCACGGCACUGUGA